This is a messenger RNA of Drosophila virilis, 1038 nucleotides long. RefSeq names its product cuticle protein 38-like. NCBI's taxonomy places the organism in Eukaryota, Metazoa, Arthropoda, Insecta, Diptera, Drosophilidae. The record is from RefSeq and is a predicted model, not a curated record.
AUGUUCAAAUACACCGUUGUUAUCCUCGCCAUCAUCGCCUGUGCUUCUGCCAAGCCGGGCCUGCUGCUGGGCGAGCAGUUGGCUUAUAGUGCGCCAGUUGUGGCUGCUGCUCCAACUGCAGUAGUUGCAGCAGCAGCUCCUUACGUGACUGCCAGCAGCAGCCAGGUGUUUGCCCGCAACUACAAUGGCAUUGCCGCUGCGCCAGUGCUUGCGGCAGCACCAAUCGCUGCUCCAGUCGUCGCCAGGUAUGCAGCUACUCCGUUGGCUGCACCUCUGGCGUACAGCACUCCCUUGGCCUACAGCUCGCCUCGAUUGGGUCCAGUUCUCUUCGCCCCAGGCUGUGGCGCACAUCGAUGGCGUGCAGUAGGCCCGGGGAGCAGCCAAUGGAGCAGCAGCAUACUUGGCGAUGACUGGAGCAGCAACUGGAGCAGCUGCUAUCACUGGAGCAGCGGCGAUGCCAUUGAGAUUAUGGGAAAGCACCUGGCUGCUGGUAGCAGUCACGUAAGGAGCUGGAGCUGCAACUACUGCAGUUGGAGCAGCAGCCACAACUGGCGCACUAUAGGCCACCUGCCCGCUCAGAAGAAGAUCCGGCUUGGCCGAGGCGCAGGCGAUGAUGGCGAGGAUAACAAUGACCGUUGUCAUCUUUGCCGUUGUCGCCUGUUCUGCUGCCCGGCUGUGCGUGUUCUUGGCGAGCAGCUUACUUAUACUGCUCCAAUUGUGACUGCUCCUCUAGCUGCAGUAGUUGCCGCUCGAGCACCCUAUGUGACUGCGGCGAGCAGUCAAGUGCUUUCCCAUAACGUCAAUGGCAUUGCUACUGCUCCAGUGAUCGCUGCUGCUCCAGUCGCGGCUCCUGCUGUUGCCAAGUAUGCUGCAGCUCCCUUGCCUGCUACGCUUCCCACUGGAGCUGCACAUGAAGGGUCUUAUUCUCAAGAUGGGCUCGAUUUAAGGCUAAAUAAAAACCGAUUAUCCCUGAAACUGCCUAAAUGCUUAAAAAGUGUUUACUUUGCUUAACACACACACGCUGGCUUGGGAUUUUGU